Molecule: messenger RNA, 2746 nt
Organism: Lytechinus pictus (painted urchin)
Lineage: Eukaryota; Metazoa; Echinodermata; Echinoidea; Temnopleuroida; Toxopneustidae
Product: metaxin-2-like
Exons: 6
Coding region: 133-774 (213 amino acids)
Biological process (GO): mitochondrion organization
Cellular component (GO): cytoplasm; SAM complex
Source: RefSeq, a predicted model, not a curated record
AAAUGUACAGGUACUGGAGCUGGAGGCCAGCCACAGAUUCCUGACAAUGUGGAGUUAUAUCAGCCAUAUGAAGGUGACCAAAUCACUCUUCCAGAGAGGGCCCAAUGCCUUGCAGUAAAAGCAUUUCUGAAGAUGUGUGAUAUCCCAUUCCGCAUCAAACUCCGAAGCAAUGCAGAGCAAAUGUCUCCUUCAGGUGCUGUUCCUUUCAUCAAGGCUGGGGCUGAUAUUGUAUCAGAGUUUGACCCUAUUGUGGAAUACAUUUCAAAAAAGGGACUGUCUCUUUCAGAGGAAUUGAGUGGAGGUCAAAAAUCCGAGAUGAAGGCAUACAUGGCACUUUCUAUCAACAGAUUGUAUCUCGCAGAGAUAUACUUGGCCUGGAAUGUUAAGAAAACUGCUGAUGAGAUAACCAAACAGAGGUAUGGGUCUCCAUUCCCAUGGCCUCUUUCUCUUAUUCUACCAUUCUUGAAACAGAGAGAAGCUAUCUCAUAUCUCAAGGCACAUAACAGCUGGCAUGACUUCUUACCGGAUCAGGUUUAUGAUGAAGUGAACCUCUGUUGCAAAGCUCUGUCAGACAAACUUGGCGAACAACAAUAUUUCUUCCUAGACAGACCAACCGAGCUGGAUGCAUUGGUGUAUGGACAUCUCAAAACCCUUCAGAUAAUGGAAGCAGAAGAUCAACGUCUAGCAGACAUGGUUAACAAGUAUCCCACCCUGGUGCGUUUCUGUGAUCGUAUUAGAGAAAGAUACUUCAUUGAAAGGGAGAGAAGCAGAUGAUACAAGCAAUGACCUUUGACCCCAUCAAGCUACAGUGGUGAUUCGAUUCAUCACUCUAUUAGAAGGACUUAUUAUAAAUCAAGAGUUUAUUGCAUGCUUAACAAUUAUAUGUUAUGUAUUGCACAUUUUUGGACAGAGAUCCUCCAAGUCAAUGUUUACUACAGAAUAUGAUUGGAAAUUCAUGAUUUGCAAAGUUUGGAGAGUGUGUUGCUGUGUAACUAAAUGUACUCGUACUUUCGGGUUUAAGAUUUCAGAAAUAUUUUGAAAAUUAAAUUCAAAUUAUUGUGAUUUUUGGAAAUUGUUUACAUCAUUUACCAAAGCAUGCCCAUUUCAUUUUGCUACACAAAGAUUUUGAUAUAUAUAAAAAAUGGAAUCGCAAAACCACUUGGAAUGUUGGACAUACAUGUAGUAUUGUAUUCCAUGCUCAUAUCAUAAUUUUUAAACUUGAAUACCUUUAAAUUAUUUUUAAUUGAACUAAAUGAAGCUUGUCACAAAAUGAUGUCAUUAUCCUCCAGACAGAAUCCAUAUAUAAUCACUUGGUUGAAUUCAUAAUCAUGAGUGAGGAUUGUCUCUGUAAAGGAUACCAUAAUAAGUUCAUUAAAGGAGAAUGAAACUUUUGGAGCAAGUUAGCUUUUGUGAAAGCAGAAAAAUCAAAGAAUAAGAUCAACAAAAGUUUGAGUAAAAUAGGACUAGCAAUAGAAGAGUUAUGAGCAUUUGAAUUUCGAGAUCACUAAUGCUAUGGAGAUCUUCCCAUUGGCAAUGCGACCAAGAUCUAUGAUGUCACAGAUGAACAACUCUCCCCUUUUGGACACUGAAAAUAUACCCCAAAAUAUCUCUUUUUGCUCAUUCUAAUCAUAUGACAAACGAUUCAUCAAUGAUAUAAUGUUGUGAAACCUCUGUACUUGUCCUCUCAUAAAAAGAACACCUCACCUUGUGAUAGACUCUAUAAAAGUGAGAAUAUAAGUGAAAUAAGUACUAAAGUAAUGAGGGAGUUGUACGUGUGUGACAUCACAGAUCUUGGUCGCAUUGCCAAUGUGAGGAUCUACAUGGCAUUAGUGAUCUCAAUAUUCAAAUGCUCAUAACUUUCUUAUUAUUCAUUCAAUCUUCCUCAAACUUUCAACAAUAUGUUUCUUUGAUUUUUCUCUUUGAUAUGGAUGCAGCUGGUUUCAAGGGUUUCAUUCUCCUUUAAUGUAUUUUACCCAUACACAUUGUUUCAGAAAAUAUAAAAUGAAUUUUAAUUAUUCAACCCAUGGUGGAGAUAUAAUAACUAAAGACCUGUUGGAGAGCUCAUGUUAAUCUUGUAGUUUUAUUGAGAUAGCAUGCAGAUAUAAAUUUAUAGUCUUAUAUUCAUGUGCAAAUAUUACAAAAUGUGCCACUUGAUGCAUCUUAUAAUUUUAUAACUAAGCAAGACCAGAUUCCCAUUUUGACAUUGCAUACAAGUGUAUAGGAUUUUUUUUUCAGUUUCUCCUUAUUUUGAAUUUGGCAAUUGAAAAAUUGUGCAAUACAUAGUUCCUUGUGAUUUUCACAUCGAGAUUACAGGUGACUCAGCCUUAGUCAAAUCUUUUAGGAUAACUGAAAUCCGUUCGACUUUAAAGGGCAAAUUUGAAAUAACACGUUCUGCAAAAUCUCAUCUGAAAAACCACUUUGACUUAUGCAGACUUCAGAAUCUCAAUGCUUCACACAGAAGAGGUCUGAUAAUUUCUCUAUAUUUUCUCAAUUGAAUUUAUGACUUAGCUUGAGUAAAUAAACUCUUUAAACUUUUGUCAUUAAGACUUCUGUCUCAUCUAGGCUUGCUUAGUUACAAGAAAUUAAUACACACAUAGGUGCAAGUCAUACAUUACAGGUCAUCAUUCUGUAAACCAGUUAUCACUACCUGGGUUUAGGCCAUAGUUUUAAGACUUGUGAAUUUGAACCACAUGAAUAAAUCAUGAAUGUGGAGAAUGCAAUAUGCAGAUUGCAUGUUUUUAUCAAA